AGACUAUGAACGUGAUGUUAAGAAUAAGCUCAGAUGUGUCAUGCGGUCCCAAAAUAACUUUUUGAAAGAUCAUUGGCACAUCCACUGUUUUGUCCUUUUCUAUCCAUGUCUUAGGGCUGGACAAACGGUCCAAGCCCGAUCCGGAACCGGCAUAACCGGAAAAAAAAAUGAAAAGGGAUUGGGCUGGGUCGGUUAAACGGUUUAAUCGGUUGGUCCAAACAGUUUAAUAUGGGUAGCAUUGGACCGGUUCGGACCUAUAUAUAUGAACCAUUUAAAACCGAACCGAACCGGUUUAAUUCACAAUUUUACAUGCUGGCAAUUUCACAAAGGCCCUAGCCUUUUUCCAUUCAGACUCAGCAAAACACACAUUUCCUCACUUUUCUCAUCUCACGCUCUCUCACUUUCUCUUCAAGAACUGUUCAUCUUCUCAAACCCUAAUCCACCGUCGCCGCUGCAAAAACCUUAAUAUGGCAUAGAUCCUUCUUCUAAACCGUGUAUAUUGUUCACUGAACUCUUCUUCAUCAUCUUCUUUAAGAUCUCUGAUUCUUCUAAAAAACUCUAAUCAGGUAAUGUUACUUUUCUGUUUGAUUCUUGAUUUAAUAGCUAAUGUUAUCUCUCUGAUUCUUGAUUUAUUUGUAUUAAUUAUUUUGUUGGAUUUUGUUUUGACAUGUUUUAUUAUAUGGACUGGAAAUUGGAAAGAUGGAGCAAGGAGAUAGUAGUAGAGAAGUACCACCAGUUGGGUUGGAAAUUAUGGAGCAAGAACAAGAGACUGCAACUGAGGCUCUUAUCCCUCCUAUUGACCAUAGUAGAAAGAGAAGGAGGCCUAAUGCGGAUGGUCCCAAGAAAAAAUCUUCAUGUUGGGACCAUUUUAUCGAAUUAACUGAUGUUGUGGAACGAACUGCUGCCUGUAAGCAUUGCCAUAAACGAUAUAGAUGUGAUCCUAAAUCACACGGAACGUCUAACAUGCUCGCCCACUCCAAAAUUUGUUACAAAAAUCCUUACCUAGAAAAUGACCUGAAACAAACCAACCUUGCUUUUGGUAGUGGUGGCUUGAUUUCUGUUAGCCCAAAGUUUGAUAAAGAAGCUUGUAGAAAGGCAAUAACUCUGUUUGUUAUCCUUGAUGAACACCCAUUUAGAGUAGUUGAUGGUGAGGGUUUUAUAUUCUUAUGUAAUCAAUUAGAACCACUUUGACUAUCCCAUCUAGGAGGACAGUUGCUAGGGAUUGUUUUCAGUUGUAUCUAGAUGAGAAGUUGCGAUUGAAAGCUUAUUUUAGGUCUGAUUGCAGCAGGGUAGCACUUACUACAGAUUGUUGGACUUCCAUUCAAAACCUUAGCUAUAUAACAGUUACAGCUCACUUUGUUGACAAUGAUUGGAACUACCAAAAAAGAAUCAUUAGCUUUAGUUUAGUUCCUAAUCACAAAGGGGAGACCAUUGGUAGAAAACUUGAGGAUGUAUUGAGGGAAUGGGGUCUUAGAAAUGUGUCUACAAUCACUGUUGACAACGCAUCGUCCAACGAUGUAGCUGUAGCAUAUUUAAAGAAAAGGGUUCAUAUCAAGAAUGGAUUAAUGGGUGAAGCUGAUUUUUUUCAUAUGCGCUGCUGCGCACAUAUUUUGAAUUUAAUUGUUAAUGAUGGAUUGAAAGAACAAGAUUCAUCUGUGUCAAGCAUUCGUAAUGCUGUGAGAUUUGUGAGAUCUUCACCACAAAGGGCAUUGAAAUUCAAAGAGUGUGUUGAAUUUUCUAGGAUUACUUGUAGGAAACAUCUAUGUCUCGAUGUUUCCACGAGGUGGAACUCGACAUACAUGAUGUUGGAUGCUGCUGAGAAGUUCCAAACAGCAUUUGAAAAAUUAGAAGGAGAAGAUGUAGGGUAUGUGGAAUGGUUUGGACGUCAUGGUCCUCCUUGCUAUACUGAUUGGGAAAAGGCUAGGGCCUUUGUGAAAUUUUUGAAAAUUUUCUAUGAAGCCACCAAGGUAUUUUCUUCAUCUCAACAAGUGUCAUUGCACACUGCUUACCACCAAUUAUCAUCUAUUUUUGGUGAGCUUCAAGAAGCAUCUAUGAACUUGAACUCUGAUUUAGCCUCAGUAGGACAUGAGAUGAAGCGUAAGUACGAUAAAUAUUGGGGAGAGGAAAAGAACAUCAAUCAAUUUCUUUAUUUUGGAGUGAUUUUUGACCCUCAUUAUAAGUUUAGAUAUAUUGAGUGGUCUUUUGAUCAAGUUCACGGGGAAGGGACCGAAAAAUCUAUGAAAAUGGCCAAAAAUGUCAAGGAUAAUUUGUUUAAAUUGUACACCUGGUACAAAUCUGCCCAUGACCAAACUAAUGUGACCAUUCGGUCAUCCGGUCCAUCAGAUAAUCAAUCUGUUGUUGAUGCUCAACCUAGAAAUUCUUCACAUUUUCUAAGGGCUGAUGCAUUUAAGCAACAUUUGAAGGAUAAAGAUACCAUUGAUAAAAAAAAUGAACUUGAGAGGUACUUGAAUGAUCCUUGUACAAAUGAUAAUGACAAAUCAUCCAUUCUAACUUGGUGGAAACAAAAUAAACCUCGUUACCCAAUCCUAGCAGCAAUGGUGAAAGAAAUUUUGGCCACCCCUGUAUCAACCGUAGCUUCGGAGAGUGCAUUUAGCACCGGGGGGAGAGUUUUAGAAUGUUAUAGGAGCUCUUUGAGUCCAGCAGUGGCUGAAGGGCUGAUAUGUACUCAGAACUGGUUGAAGCCAGCUCGUACAUAUUUCAAAGACAUCAAUUACAUAGAAGAGUUUGGGAUAACUGAGGAAAUCAUAUCAGAAUUUCAACAAUGCUUCAUAACCGCAAAUAUUGGGGCUGCUGGAGCUGGAGCAGCAGUUGGAGGUGCUACUGGUGCUGCUGUAGGUUCUACUCAAACACAACCAAUAGGUUGUGAUUGAGAAAUAUGAUGCUUCUAAUUUUUUUGAAAUCAUUUUGAUAUUUUGGAGUCAUAUAUGACUUGUACAUCUUGGCACAACACAUAAUUAUAUUUUGUAAGCCUUUUUUGGGAGGUCAAAUUUUCUGUGAUGAAUCUUGGCACUCACUCAAGCUUCAAUGAAAUUAGAUUAAGAUGUUUUGCUUGUUGGAAUUUGGCAUUUUGUUUUCAAAUGUUUGGCUUGCUUACUAUGAGACUGCUCAUUUGUCAAAGAGUUGUGAAUUGAAAGCCACAAAACUCUAUAACAGUAAGUAACGGUUCCAAGCAACAUUAAAUUUCCUUGUAGUUGUGAUUGAGGGUCAAGCUCUAGAAUAGGCAUUGCUGAGUUGAACCAUGGGAAAGUGAAUGCUCAAUAGAUUUAAUUGGUGUACAAACAAUAGGUUCCGUUGAUAUCAAGGUUCAGCAUAUGCAGAUUCAACAUACCCCAAUUCAACAAAUAUGCCAAUUCAACAAUGCAUAAUGGUUUAUCUAUAUCUUUAUCUCAAGAACUACAAUCACAAUAUUUGUCCUUCUUGUUGGAUGAAUUAUUGAUCAUGUUGCUUGUUGGAUGGUUUUAAACUUCUUUGAUACUCACUAUGGAUGAUUGUAAUUAUAACUUUAGAUGUGUUGUGUCUAUAUUAAUAGUGUUGUUAUAAUGCUAAAUGUUAAGAUAA
Molecule: messenger RNA, 3579 nt
Organism: Lathyrus oleraceus (garden pea)
Lineage: Eukaryota; Viridiplantae; Streptophyta; Magnoliopsida; Fabales; Fabaceae
Product: zinc finger BED domain-containing protein RICESLEEPER 2
Exons: 9
Coding region: 1566-2891 (441 amino acids)
Molecular function (GO): protein dimerization activity; DNA binding
Source: RefSeq, a predicted model, not a curated record